UGGUAGGGCAGUUUUGUAACUUCACACCACCAUUGCUAGGGUUUAUAACUUCCCAAUAUAUAGCGCUAAAAAUCACUCCUUUCGUCAGCUACCUUCACUCUCGAGGCCGUCAGAGCAAAACCCUAGAUUCUUCAACUCUUCUCCCUCUACGGGUUUGCGCGUUUGAGAAAUGGCGACGGUGCCGGGGCAGCUCAUAUGGGAGAUCGUGAAGAAAAACAACUCCUUUUUGGUGAAGGAGUUCGGAAAUGGAACUGCUAGCGUGAAGUUCAGCAAGGAGCCCAACAAUCUCUACAACAUCCACUCCUUCAAGCACUCAGGAUUGGCAAACAAGAAAACUGUGACCAUUCAACCUGGAAAGGAUCAGACCGUGGUCCUUGCAACCACAAAGACAAAGAAGCAGAACAAGCCCUCCAGCCUGCUCAACAAGUCUGUCAUGAAGAAGGAGUUUCACCGUAUGGCCAAGGCUGUUUCAAACCAGGUGUGUGAUAACUACUACAGACCUGACUUGAAGAAGGCAGCUCUUGCAAGAUUGAGUGUUGUUCACAGAAGCCUCAAGGUUUCCAAAUCGGGUUCCAAGAAGAGGAACAGGCAAUCAUCUUAGAUCGUCUGAACAGUCUUAAGUAGCAGAUGUUUGGGCUUGAUUGCCUUUCCAAGCACCUGUAUGCGUAAUAGAAUACCAAAGAUUUUGCUGCUUUCCCGUUUCUCAUUAGCUGUUGAUUUGGACACACGAGUAGACAGCAGUUGGCAUCAUCAUCGCCUUUUGUUUACAUAUGUUCCUUGUGAGUACUGAGACUUAGUUUUAUCAAAUGCGAUCCUGUUUGAGAAUUUUUUUUAA
Molecule: messenger RNA, 835 nt
Organism: Salvia miltiorrhiza (redroot sage)
Lineage: Eukaryota; Viridiplantae; Streptophyta; Magnoliopsida; Lamiales; Lamiaceae
Product: 60S ribosomal protein L28-1-like
Exons: 4
Coding region: 170-601 (143 amino acids)
Biological process (GO): translation
Cellular component (GO): cytosolic large ribosomal subunit; ribosome
Molecular function (GO): structural constituent of ribosome
Source: RefSeq, a predicted model, not a curated record